AGCACUUUGAAGAUCAGAGGGAGGGGAGGUGUGUGCGUGUCUGUGUGCGGGUUCAUGCGCACUGGCGCGGUGCGCUCUCAAGCCGCGCGGACAGAGCGCCUGGAAAUAAAAAGGAGGGGAGAGAAUAAAAAAGUCCACAGAUCUCUCCCUCUAUAUAUAUUUAUAUAUAAGGAGGGGAGGGGCGUUUUUCAUGCUGGUGAAGGCAUCAUUUCCUGGGGGGAGGACGGAGGCGCGCGGAGUGCGGUGAGAAGCGCAGGGACCUGUUGAUCGUCUAAUGGCGCAGCGGAGCAAACCAACUGGCUUGUGUGGCAUCUAACGUAAAUUUGGACCAAUUGGAGGAAUGGAGAUGAUGGAUACUCAGUGUGCCUUGGAAGCCGUGGAGCGGCUGCAAGCCAAGCUGAAGGAGAGAGGCGAGGCCCCCACCCAGGAGAAACUGUCCCUGCUAAAGACCGUCCUGCAGAGCCCCUUGUUCCUCCACAUCCUCAGCUUACAGCAAGCUCAGCGGAACCCCCCGGCCAAGGGAAAGAACAUCUCCAAGUCUAUAUCCAUGAACUGUGGCCCAUGUCCAGGUUUAAAUUUUGGUUCAAAGGCACUAAGCCACAGUGACUCGUAUACAUGGGCCGUGGAGAACCGGAGGUCCAGCAACACCAGAUCUUUGCAGAGGGAAGGCAGCCAUUCUUCUUUAGGUUCCCACGAGCUGCCCUUCUCUGACAUUUUUCCAGACAACUACACACAUGUCGAGUCUCAGUACUGCACUCCUCCCCGAAUUUCCCGCACCAUGUCGAUGGGGAGAAACCUUUCUGCCAUUGCACAUGAGAGGCGACAUGUGGAGAUCAUAGAGCUGGCCAAUGAUGGCAAAGGUCUUGGCUUUGGCAUAAUAGGAGGACGCGCCUCAGGAAUCAUGGUCAAGACCAUUCUUCCUGGAGGAGCAGCUGGAAGGGAUACUCGUCUGCGAAGCGGAGACCAGAUCCUGCGCAUCGGUGACACGGAUUUAGCGGGCAUGAACAGCGAGCAAGCAGCACAGGUUCUGCGAAAUGCUGGAAGCAAGGUGAAACUGCUCAUCGCCAGGAAUGUUACCAAGGAUAAUCACCUUUCCUCUCCCGUCCUCAGCCAGGACAGCUUGGAUGACAAGAUCACUGACUUGAACGAUGACUACGAGUUCAGUCUGCAGUUCACUAAAAACAGCCGAGGCUUGGGAUUCACCAUAUCCAGCUAUGUGGGAGACCUAAACUCAGUCUAUAGUGCUGGUGUGAUGGUGAAGAGCAUAGUGAAAGGCAGCACAGUUGAUCAGGAUGGACGGAUGCACAUCGGAGACAUCAUCCUGUCUGUAGACGGCGUGAGCUUACAGGGCUGCAGUGAACAGCGGGCCAUGGAGGUACUCCGGCGGACGGGACCUCUGGUCCGACUCAGGUUGUUGAGGAAAGCCGAGCGUCUGAGUCACAGUUUUCCCCAGGAUCCUCCUCUGCAGCAGCCCCUCCGUCACUCCCACAGCUUCCACGAAAGCAGCGCCUUCAAGGCCGGCCUCGGCAAAAUUCAGGAGACAGGAAUCUGCUCUCUGCGUGAAAUCUCCCGGCAAGCGGCGUACGCCAGCAGACGACCUCGCCACGAUUUCAAAGACGGUGCAAAACUGAGUCCUGAAGACGAAGAAAACCUGCGGAAGAGGUGGCAGCAUGCUGUCGGGCCACGAUAUGAAGUCACUGUUUGCCAGCUUCAGCGGUUCAGUGAAACAAGCGGUCUGGGUAUCAGUCUAGAAGCUCGGGCGGGACAUCACUAUCUGUGCUCCAUCUUACCCGAAGGACCUGUUGGCCAAAGUGGCAAAAUCUUCAUCGGUGAUCGGAUACUGGAGGUUAAUGGGGUCCCUCUCGUCGGGGAGACCCAUAAGGAGGUGGUCAAUAUUCUGAAAGAAUUGCCGAUGUCUGUAUACCUCGUGUGCUCUCGCAUCGUUCCCCCUUCGAUUCCGGAGAGUGAAGAAGAUGAUGACAAUGAAGUUCAACUCAGUCUCAAAGAACUGCUGGCUGAGUUCAAUGACAAGCUGGACCAGGGCUGUGUUAUCCCCUGCCCCACUGCAGAGGACAUUACUAAGCGAGGUGUGCCCCCAAUGUCGCCGCCUCUCGCCAUGUGGGAAAAAGAGGCCCAAGUUGUGGAGCUGGAAAAAGGAGAGUUGGGCCUGGGCUUUAGCAUCCUGGACUACCAGGAUCCAGAAGAUGCAACCAAAACAGUUCUCAUCAUUCGAUCUUUGGUCCCUGGAGGCGUCGCAGAUCGAGACGGCCGUCUUCUCCCUGGUGAUCGAUUGAUGUUCGUCAAUGAGACCGAUCUAGAGGGCUCCAGCCUGGAUUAUGCUGUCCAUGUCCUGAAGUCCACUGACUACGGCCCAGUCCGCAUCGGUGUUGCCAAACCUCUGCCGCUGGAACUGUGUGGCGGCUUGACCCCCAUUUCAGAGAGGAGCACGCGGGCUUCGUGUGAUGACACUGACAGCCACACUCAGGUCAGCCUGCUAGCUGAAGCAGCUGAGGAUAACACCAACACCACAGCUUGGACCCCAGAAGACACCAGCUUUAACCAGCUGUGUUACACGGAUAACCAACUUCAUCAUCGCUUUGGCGUCAUGGAAGAGGACAACAAUCAGCAAGCCCCGCCUCUCCCCGCCCGCACAAGCUAUGAGAGGACAAUCACUGUUGUCCGGGGCAACCGUAGCCUUGGCAUGUCGGUGAGUGCUAUCAAGGACGGCUCAGGCAUGCUGGUGCGCAGUGUGGCCCAGGGGGGCUCGGUUUGCCAUGAUGGUAGGCUGGGGGUGGGGGACAUCAUCUUGGCUAUCAACAGAGAACCGACGUCCAACUUGACCAGCGCUCAGGCCAGGGCCAUGCUUCGCCGAAACUCUGUCAUGGGGCCCGAGAUGAGCAUAACAUACGUCCCAGCCCGUCAGGUGGAUGAACACCGAGCCCGUCUGUGUCUGCCCCCUCUGGCGUCCAUCCCGACAGACAGCGCCUCCUCCUCUCCCACUCUGCCGUUCGCCCCUCCUGAGCCGGCGCCCGCCUCAGUCAGGUCUUCCUCUCCCCCAUCGUCACUGCCGCUCCGACCGUCCGCCUCGGUCAAGAUUAAAGCAGUGACUCCAGAUGCGGCUGCCGUCAGGAGCUCCGCCUCUUUCAGCGGUCCCAUCAAAGGUCCUGCUGUUGUCCCAAAAAUCAGCCCGGCCUCAGACUCAAGUUGGCAGAUUCCCAGGUCCCAGCUCCUUCAGAAAAAAGAAGAGGAUGGAGAAACUCUGCGGGAGAAAGAGGAUGAGAUGAAAGCCGGACGAGUGGAGAUAAGGAGGGAUGGUAAAGAGAAGCCUGAAGAAAAACUUAGCUCUCCUGAUUCAGCGUCCUGGGAUCAACCUCGAAGCGUGAGGCUGACUCGAGCGGUGGGCCAGUCCCUGGGUAUCAGCAUAAUGGGAGGCAGAGGCAUGGGCCGCAGACUAAGCAGCGGCGAGAUGAUGAGGGGUGUCUUCAUCAAGCACAUCAGCCCUGACAGCCCAGCAGCACAUAAUGGCACCCUCAGGGCUGGAGACAGGAUACUAGAGGUUAGUGGAGUGGACCUAAGGGGCGCCAGCCAUGAGGAGGCGGUGGAGGCCAUCCGCAGGGCAGGAGAUUCUGUGGUUCUCCUGGUCCGGUCCGGACAGGACAGGUGUCAGUCUCCUUCUCCAAUAUGUCGAACACCGACUCCUCAGUCAAACUCCCACAGCAGUAAGGAAGAAGAAGCAGUCAGCAGUUUGUUCCUUAGUGUCUCCCCUAGAAACCCCUUCACUCCCACACCCUUUAAGGCGCCCUCGCCGACAUCCGACAGAACGGAUCGGAGGAGUCCCGUAAAUGCCACAGCGGCAGUGACGGCGGCGGCGGCGGCUGAAGUCGGGGACGACGCCUGCAGGAAAAAGAUGCUCCAGCGCUAUGGCAGUCUGUCCGGAAAGCUCCACAUGAUCGAGCUGGAUAAGGACCCGGCGGUUCCCGGUCUGGGAAUCAGUUUGGCGGGGAGUAAAGAUGGCUCCAGGGCCCGCUUAAGUGUAUGUGUGGCAGACAUCGACCCCCAGGGGCCAGCCGGCCUGGACGGGCGGAUACAGGUUGGGGAUGAACUCCUGGAGAUCAACGGUAAGAUUUUGUACGGCAGGAGUUACCAAAACGCCUCCACCAUCAUCAGUAACGCACCUUCUAAAGUCAAGAUCGUUCUCAUCAGGAAUAAAUCAGGUAGAGUUAUAAAAGAGAACAGGACCGAGGGGGAAGACGUAACCGACUCCCAGCCAGACCCAGUGGAUGAGGAAGAAUCAUCCAGUGACCUCAAUCGCAUCGUUCUCACUCAGGACCACACUGGUUUAGGGAUUUGUCUCGAAGAGGACCCUUCCAAAGGGGUGGUAGUUGGCUCUCUGAUCCAGGACGGAAAUGCUAGUGAGGACGGAAGGAUAAAAGUUGGAGACCGACUCAUAGAAGUGGGGGAUGAACCCGCUGCUGGGCUAUCGGUGGAAAAGGUGUCCGGUUUGAUCUCCAAACAGCAGGUCACUGUAAACCCCUCCAUCACUCGCUCCAAGAGUCCCCUUUCUCCUCCCCCUUCACCCCUUCCCUCCUGCGUCACCCUGCCCUCCUCCCCAUCUCCUGUAUCUCCAAUCACUCCCCCAACCCCCCCAUCAGAGCGCUCGAGUUUGCUCACCUGCUCGUCCCCCUCAAGCUGUGACCCUGUAAGCUGCCCGGUGGUCGCUGGAAGGGAGACGAUCAUAGAGAUCUGUAAAGGAAACGUGGGCCUAGGGCUGAGCAUCGUGGGAGGAUGUGACACUCUGCUGGGGGCAGUAAUCAUCCAUGAAGUGAAUGAUGGAGGUGCAGCACAGAGAGAUGGAAGACUGCAGGCUGGAGACCAGAUUUUAGAGGUAAAUGGAAUCGACCUGCGGCAGGCCACGCACGAUGAAGCCAUCGCGGUGCUGCGGCUCACCACCCAGCGAGUCCGGCUGUGCGUCUUCAGGCACCAGGAGGCCUACAGGGAGGAGGACCUGUGGGACGUCUUCAGCCUGCAGCUCAGUCCCCGUCCCGGAGAGGGGCUGGGGUUCACCACUGUGGGGAAGAGCAACGACACGGGCGUCUUUGUGUCAGACGUCGUCAGAGGGGGCGCGGCGGAUUUGGAUGGCAGGUUAUUGCUCGGUGACCAGAUCCUGUCGAUCAAUGGGACGGAUGUCCGUGCUGCAUCGCAGGAUCACGCACAGAAGCUCCUCCAGAGCUGCGGCGGCGCCGUCCUCCUAGAAGUGGCUCGUUUCAAAGCAGGGGUGCAGUACUCACGGCAGAGUCAGGAUUACGCUAAAUUCUGCUUCAUCCAGCAUGAAGACUCCGAUUGCUCCACCUUGACACCCCCAAGUGGAAGCGAUACGCCCUCCAGAAGAGCACACAGCAAAGCCCAGAGCUCCUCAUCUCAAGACCCUGAAGUCAGGAACGUAAUCGUGCAAAAGGGUCCCUGUGACUCGCUGGGCAUCAGUAUAGCUGGAGGAGUGGGCAGUCCCCAUGGCAACGUGCCUCUUUUUAUUGCUACCAUGGAUACUAAUGGACUGGCUGCCAAAACAGAGAAAUUACAGACAGGAGACAGGAUCCUCAGCAUCAACGACGUGUCCACCGAGGGGAUGACUCACGAUGAAGCCGGGGCGCUGCUGAAGAACGCCGCCGGAAGCAUCACCCUGCAGGUGACAGCAGGCUCUGGUGGCAGCGGCGGCGGCAGACAGUCAUCGUCGAGUCAAUCUAGCAGCCUGACCUGCUUUCACAACAACCUCUGCCCUCGCAAGUAUAAGACCGUCACUCUGGAGCGAGGCUCAUCGGGUCUGGGGUUCAGCAUUGUCGGGGGCUUUGGCAGUCCUCAUGGAGACCUGCCCAUCUAUGUCAAAACUAUCUUCAACAAGGGAGCGGCGGUGGAGGACGGCCGGCUCAAACGUGGCGAUCAGAUCAUCGCCGUGAACGGACAUUGUUUGGAGGGAGUCACUCACGCUGAAGCUGUGGACAUUCUGAAGAAGACCAAGGGAACUGUAGUCCUUACUUUACUCUCUUGAAACACAACUGCGAGCUACAUUGAAGCUACGUACACACCGGGCAUGUGGUGUUAGCCUUUGGAGUUAGCACAAGUCUGUGGCUACCUGAUGCUAGCACAUGUUGGAAGAGGUUUGGAGCGGAAUGUCUCUAAUCUUGCUUCAGGAUUUUUAUUCUCAAUUCCGAUAUAUGAAAGACUGAUAUAAUUUUGACAAACUGCAAUAGUGAAUUUCCCCUUCGUGAUCAACGUUCAAACAGUUGGUACUUCUGUGUUUUGAAAAGGACACUACACCACCACAGUCACUGAUUGGACAAAGUUCAACUGGUGAGUUAAAAAGACUUGAGCAGCUUUGAGUGAACACAAGAGAUUUGAAUGUGAAAGCCCCAAAUACAUAUAUUUCAUAUUUUUUUCUUUGGAAGCGGUCGGUCAAACACACGUUUCCGAGCCUGCUGUGAACGUAGCAUACAGACAAAAAGAGAAGUGUCUCUACUCACAAUGUCUGCGUAUUCAGAUUUAGGGAAACUACCUCCAGAGGCUGCACAGGCAGAGUCAACAUAUUAAAAGUUAUUCAAAGUUAUCUGAUUAUGAUGGUUGAAUUUUCCUACCUAAGUCAUUUAAAAGUAUUUAUUUAGAAAAAAACAAUAAUCAAAUGUGCAGUUUUUCCUGUUUUUGACCCGGACAUGCCAAGUGCUUCUGCCAAUCUUUUAUAUGGCAAUAAGGUUUCAGGACUUUGUUUUUCUUUACAUUCUAAAUAGUGAAGAUCUUGUUUCUGUUUAUGAACGACGCUCGUCUCAUGAUGAUAAUUGCGAAUGAUUACUACCUUAUGUUGAGCAGAUGGAGUCGGAAACACAUUUCUUGAAAUCUGUUUAAAGCUUUUACUCAGUCCAUCUUGCUUUUUUUAUAGUUUUGCUCAUCUUUUUUAGCACUUCUAGUAGAAUUGAUAAAACCUUUUCUUUAUUUUGAAGCCUUCUCAUUCGCUUUUUGUAUUACCUUCAUUACGCCGUUUCCUCGUUGCAGUUUAUCUUAUUUAAAGACAUGUAACAUUGCAU
Molecule: messenger RNA, 7070 nt
Organism: Oryzias melastigma (Indian medaka)
Lineage: Eukaryota; Metazoa; Chordata; Actinopteri; Beloniformes; Adrianichthyidae
Product: multiple PDZ domain protein
Exons: 44
Coding region: 341-6043 (1900 amino acids)
Molecular function (GO): protein binding
Source: RefSeq, a predicted model, not a curated record